AUUACCCACAGGAAACAGAACAAUUCCAACAGAUAUACUCGGUCGUUGGAGUAUUUCUUCCUCCCCUUCCCCAGAAUAUCCUCUCUUCAUCACCUUCCCUCCCAUCCCUUUCAAUCCCAAUCCCCGUUACAGCAAUAACAACAAGAAGAAGUGCUUGAGCAGCAAAAUCAAACUCUUAAGAGGGCGAGCCAGCCCUCCCUCCCUCUUUCCUCCAUUAUUCCUCCGAGCGCAGAUUUGUCAACGCAAAGAAAGGUGGGGGGGAAGAAGAAGACGAGGGGAAAUUAAUCAAUGGAGGGCGGGAGAAAUCAAUCGAAUAGUGGGAAUGGGACUGUGAAUAAUGUUGUUCGAUCUGGGUUUCCUCUCAGCUUCUGGGAAGCCGCCGUUGGCGCCUUCGUCAUUCUCGGAUUCGCGGUGGGUCUCCUCCUCGUUUACCUCACCCUCCCGCCGUCCGAUUACAGCUUCCUCAAGCUGCCUCGUAACCUCGAGGAGCUCCAAAUCCUCAGGGAUCACCUUGAGACUUACACCAGUGAUUACACGGCACAAGUUCUAGUCGGCUACUGUGUGGUCUAUGUCUUCAUGCAGACGUUUAUGAUCCCAGGGACUGUGUUCAUGUCGUUGCUGGCCGGAGCCCUCUUUGGGGUUUUCAAAGGUGUAGCUCUGGUGGUGUUCACCGCCACUGCUGGAGCUUCCUCUUGCUUCUUCCUGUCAAAGAUCGUUGGCCGCCCUCUGGUCUUCACUCUCUGGCCUGACAAGCUCGUGUUCUUCCAAGAGCAGGUGGCACGUCGAAGGGAGAGAUUGUUGAACUACAUGCUGUUCUUGAGACUGACUCCUACAUUGCCAAACACAUUCAUCAAUGUGGCAUCGCCUAUUGUAGAUGUGCCUUACCACAUCUUCUUCCUGGCGACAGUCAUUGGGCUCAUCCCUGCUGCUUAUAUCACUGUCAAGGCAGGAAUAGCUCUGGCAGAGCUGCAGUCAGUGACGGAUCUGUACGACUUCAACUCCAUUGCAGCUAUGUUCCUCAUUGGGGUCGUUUCCAUCACCCCCACGCUGAUGGGCGGCAACGAACAGAAGAAGAAAGCCGCCAAUGCUGCGAUCGAAUAGCAGAUCAUGACGACAUGAUGGUGAGUGUCGUCUGCCUGUGGAAGAACACGAAAGGUGCUUUCAAGGUAAAGGGCAUGGUUUCUGUACGUACAGACCAGCACUAGAAGGAAAAGGCGGAAGGGGGCAAAAAAUGUACAGCUGAUGCUGUUAGAUAAAAGCUGAGAUGGAUGGGCUGACUGUUCGUGAUGUUGGAAUGUGUAAAUUUGAGUGCUUUUGUAAAGUCUGAUGGGGAAGAAGGGUGUUCGGCGGAGGGAAGGCGGGAGAGGAAAGGGAGGUGGAAGUGGACAUUGUUAAACUUCAAUCAUGUAAACCGUUGUAUAGCUCCCACCUUUUAACUUGUUCUGUAAGGAAAUAAGAUUUCUUCUUAUUUUGUUUCCCAUUCGCGCACGUCUUAUGAUUCUUUUG
Messenger RNA from Linum tenue, 1506 nucleotides. NCBI's taxonomy places the organism in Eukaryota, Viridiplantae, Streptophyta, Magnoliopsida, Malpighiales, Linaceae. The record is from the annotation of a GenBank genome assembly.